CCCUCCAGCACUCUCACUCCUCUUCUCUUCUCCUCCUGCCCCCCUCCAACUUUAUGCCCCUCCCCCACUCUCCAUUCGCUCCCUCACCCCGCUUCCCGUUCUCCCCGCUUCUCCAUUUGGGUAAUUAUAAUUUAUGACGCCAUUGGCUGCUCACUCUUGAAUGACAGACGUUUAUCGAAUGGAGCUGUAGGACUGAAGGGGCUCCUGGCUUUGUUCAUGCCCCGGAUGAUUGUGCAGAAGUUGUUGAUAGUUGCGUGAAUGGAGCCGAGUGAGUCACCCGCUUCCAGUGAUGAGGACUCCUGGUUCAGGGUCCUCCUGAUUUUAGGGGUCAUUGUUGUGAUCUCACUCUGCUUAUGGUGUAACUGUGAGAAAGGUGUCCGUUUACGGGACAUCCCCGGACGUCUGUUUGACCGAUUUUUCAAAUCUUACGGUACGGUCCCGCGGACUCUGUACUGCCAAGUGGAGUGUUACGGUCAGGGCAAUGUCCACCACGAAAUUGUGAGAAGGCUGAACAUUAUUGAAGGACGAGGUUUUCCGCUUGUUCUCUUUGUCUACAAAGCGACCCGUGAAACUGAGGAUCUCCGCAACGCCCUGCAGUGGAUUGAAGGCAAAGGAGAGAAAAGAGAAGACAUCUAUGCUGCGAUCCUGUUGGAAAAGUGUUUGGAUAAACAGAAGAAGCCAGUGGAAGUUGCUCACCAGGGAGUGUUUGACGCUAAUACUGUGGCUGUGCGAAUUUUCUGGCAACAACAGUGGAAUUCACCCGAUAAGGUUCUGGAUUGUCCCAGUAACAGGGAGGCGAUGGAAAAAGUCAGACGGAGCAUCACUGGUUUUCAAAAGGAAGAAAGGUUGCAAAGUUCUACAAGAGAAGGCUGGUGAUCACCUGAACCACUCAGUGUAUGUGGAAUUUGCUGCCUGCACUCAGCAUCAAAUGCACUUCUGUUCCCUAUUUCUGCCCUGACCUGUGCUGGACAUAUCAUUGAAGGCAAUGGGUCUCGUUUCAAGAAAAUCUGACUCCAGAAACAGACUACAUCUAUGGACGUUCACCCAGAACGGCAGCAUUUCUUCACAGCUAUUGUGCUGAAAGUUUCUUAUGCUCCCUGCUUAGACCUUUUUCUUGUACUCUAGUCUUUAUUAGUCAAAGAAAAAUCCUGUAAUCUGUACUCCACUUUGUCACUGAGUUUAUAACCUGAUAAACCCACCUUCAGUGAAGCCAGAGUCAGUUAUCGCAAGUGCUAUUCAGCAGAAUGUUCAACACCAUGACCCAUUACUUCUGCCUCUGCUGUCUCUCCACCCAUGCUGCCUAUCCCAGCACUAUGUGCCCUUACCUGCUGCAAUUUUUCUGUGUCCUCCUUGCACUUUUUCCUCCAGUGACCACGUGCCUUUUCAGCCCUCAAGGUAUUUGGGACAGGUUGGGAUAGAUGUGAUUGAUAGUACUGGAAUAUGAACAGUCCCAAGAAGGGGAGUUGAUACUGAAGUUGCUGGUACUGGUACUGGAGUUGAUUGCUUAGCGAUUCUUUGUUACUUUUGAAAGUUUUCCCAGUCUUCCAGCUUGUCACUACUCUUGACAAAUUUAUA
Molecule: messenger RNA, 1575 nt
Organism: Hypanus sabinus (Atlantic stingray)
Lineage: Eukaryota; Metazoa; Chordata; Chondrichthyes; Myliobatiformes; Dasyatidae
Exons: 4
Coding region: 259-876 (205 amino acids)
Source: RefSeq, a predicted model, not a curated record